CUUUACCUGUAAACAAAUCAGAUAUAUCCGGGCUUUUAACUGCAGUCGGAUUAUUUCUGUUUUCGAUAAUGUAGAAACAAGAGAAAUGUCGUCUGCUUUUGGAAUUAUCAUCCUCGUUGCCUUGGCGAUUAGUUUGCCAUGCGUCGAAGGCGGAUUUUGGAGCUGGGCAAGAGGGUGGAGCGAGGAAGAGCCAGCGAACUGCCCGAGUAGAAACAACGUCACACAUGUCUGCUCUUCCAUCGAAUCCAGCAAUGGCACUUGCUUCACAAUCAAAUGUUGCGACGAUUUUUCAUACGAUGAAUCGUUCGAGUCGAUUUCCGACAGUAGUUAUGAAAGUUAUGAAGAAAGUAGUCAUGGACGCAGCUGUAGAUUGUGCUACUCCUCUCGCACAUGCGCACUGUACAAAUGUUACCGGUCUUGCUGCGAACGUUAUGAACGAGAUGCCUGGGGGAGAUGCAGUAACAAAACGGGAGAGCUUCAAUGUGAAAAUGGAGGAGUGUUACGUCAUACAUGGUGGGGAGUUCCGUUCUGCAAGUGUCCGAGUGGGUUCCGGGGUCACAACUGCGAAAUCCGUAAGAUUAUUUUAUGGAAAUACAUUAAGAACACUUAAAUUGUUAAUUUCAAC
Ruditapes philippinarum (Manila clam) is the source of this 625-nucleotide messenger RNA. Its product is annotated as protein lin-12-like. Bases 86 to 610 code for a protein of 174 amino acids. The transcript is spliced from 4 exons. The record is from RefSeq and is a predicted model, not a curated record. Lineage: Eukaryota; Metazoa; Mollusca; Bivalvia; Venerida; Veneridae.